AAGGGCAUAAAACCAUCCCAGGCAGUCAGAAGCAGCUCAGUCCUGUGAGUGUCAGAGAGCUGAGAUAGCCCUGCUCCAUACACAGAUGGGACCAUGAACUCCAGCCACAGCUUUAACUCAGCCUCUGCCCACAGCCUCGGAAGCACCUGGGGGCAGCGUGGGAGCUGCCAUAGAACCCCGAGCGUCCAUGGAGGCGCAGGGGGUGUCCGCAUCUCCCUUUCCUUCACCACGCCAGGCUGCCCACCUCCUGGAGGGUCAUGGGGGUCUGGAAGAAGCAGUCCCCUGCUAGGUGGCAAUGGCAAGGUCACCAUGCAGAACCUCAAUGAUCGCCUGGCCACUUACCUGGAGAAGGUGAGGGCUCUGGAGGAGGCCAACUCGAAGCUGGAAAGCCGCAUCCUUCGGUGGCAUCAGGAGAGAGAACCCAGCCACAGAAAGGAUUAUUCCCAAUAUGAGGAAAACAUCAGCCACCUGCAGGAGCAGAUAGUGGACGGUAAGAUGGCCAAUGCUCACAUUGUUGUGCUCAUUGACAACGCCAGGAUGGCAGUGGAUGACUUCAACCUGAAGUUUGAAAAUGAACACUCCUUAAAGAAAGACUUGGAAAUUGAAGUUGAGGGCCUCCGAAAGACCUUGGAUGAUCUGACCAUUGUCACGACAGACCUGGAACAGGAAGUGGAGGGAAUGAGAAAAGAGCUCAUCCUCAUGAAGAAGCGCCAUGAGCAGGAAAUGGAGGAGAAUCACUUGCCAAGUGACUUCAAGGUCAGUGUGAAGGUGGACACAACCCCAGGGGAAGAUCUGAUCAAGGUCUUGGAAGAUAUGAGGCAAGAAUACGAGUUAAUAAUAAAGAAGAAACAUCAAGAGUUGGACACCUGGUUCAGAGAGCAGUCAGCUGCCAUGGCCCAGGAGAUGACCAGUCCUGCACCUGUACAGGGCAAUCAAAGUGAUAUCCAUGAGCUGAGGCGAACAUUCCAAGCCCUAGAGAUUGACCUGCAGGCCCAGCACAGCAGGAAAUCCGCUUUGGAAAAUAUGCUGACAGAGACCCAGGCCCGGUACUCCUGCCGUCUCCAGGACAUGCAGCAGAUCAUCUCCCACUAUGAGGAAGAGCUGAUUCAGCUCCGCCAAGACCUGGAGCGUCAGAACAACGAACACAAGGUGCUGUUGGGCAUCAAAACCCACCUGGAGAAGGAAAUCGCCACCUACCGCCGGCUCCUGGAGGGAGACACUGAAGGGAGGAUGGAUGGAUCUGAGUCAAGACUAAAAGGAUCUGCAGCUUCAACGAUCAAGGCCAUCACUCAAGAGAGUGUCAAUGGAAGAAUAGUUCUUUCUCAAGUGAAUGAGAUACAAAAGCAUAUGUGACACCAAGACAUCUCUGCCUGUUGUAAAAAAAAAAAAAAAAAAAAAAAAAUCCCCCCUAUGGGUGAGUCUCAACGGAAAUCCUUGGAGUUUUUGGAUUCAGAAACUUUUCUCUAUAAUGGUCUCACAGGACUUCCCAUAAUGCUCUUAAUAUAUUGUUGGAAUUUUUGAGUGAAAGAAGAAGUUUAUAAAUUAAAGCUCUACUCUCCUGCUCUCAUGGUACAGUGUCUGGGGCCCAUGCAUUUGGUUUAGAGCCAAUAAACCUCCAUGCAGGU
Messenger RNA from Mastomys coucha (southern multimammate mouse), 1625 nucleotides. RefSeq names its product keratin 23 (gene Krt23). NCBI's taxonomy places the organism in Eukaryota, Metazoa, Chordata, Mammalia, Rodentia, Muridae. Gene Ontology annotation, molecular function: structural molecule activity. The transcript has 8 exons. Bases 94 to 1353 code for a protein of 419 amino acids. The record is from RefSeq and is a predicted model, not a curated record.